This is a messenger RNA of Peronospora matthiolae, 1608 nucleotides long. NCBI's taxonomy places the organism in Eukaryota, Oomycota, Peronosporomycetes, Peronosporales, Peronosporaceae. The record is from the annotation of a GenBank genome assembly.
AUGGACGACGACGACCAGACUCCCCCAAGUCCGUCGUUCACUGCAACGAGAAAGCGCCGCCGUCGCUCGAAUUCUCAUGACGACGAGUCUCUGUGCGACACGUCGCUGUGCCUGCUGGACGAUAGCGAAGCUGCGGCCAUGAAGAUCCAUUCGACGGGCCUGGCAGUGGAAGAUCGUACUUUAGCGGAGAUGGAUACAUUUGUUCAGCGCUGCCACUUGUGGCAGCAACAAUUGAACUUGCGGUACUCAGAGUUGGCUACAAAAGCCGAAUGGAUGGCGACAUUUGAGGUGACAAAAGUCGUGCGGGACCUCGUGACGAGUGUGGAGACAGCAGCGUUGCAAAGGGCAGUCACGACGAAAGAUGUGGAGCUUCAGUGGGCCCGUUGGAGGCUCAGAGACGUGGAGAGGUGCAUUUUUGAGCUGCUGGAGGAUACACGCGGGACUGAAGAGAUUCAAACCAUGGAGAAGCAAUUAAAGGACGAUCGAGUUGUGGAACUCGAGACGCAGUUGGCUCAGAAACGAGCUGUCGAGCAGGAAAAAGCGAUGGAGUUGUCGCUGCUGAGAGCAGACGAGGAAGAGAUGAUGCAUGCGCGUCGUCUUGUGCCGCGCGAACAGUUUGAGAUGUUGGCGGCAGAAAAAGAGACGAUGGAAGCUGAUGUGCAACGAUGGCAGGAACAGGUGGAGCUCCAGGUAGUUGAAAUGGCGCGUGGAGACGAAGAGCGUCGGAACUUGGCAGAACAGAAUCAGAAGCUGGUAGAGGAAGUGCGACGGCUGCGUGAGCAGCAGCAGACGAGAGAAUCGCAGGUUGAAAAACAGAUUGUGGAGAAGGAGAAUGAAACCAAGAAACUGCAGGCCAAGUUGACGGCUGCUGAAACCAAGGAAACAGCGAUGGCUGCAAUGCUGGUGGCCGCAGAAAAAGUGAUGGAGAAAAGCAAGCAGCGCAAAGAAGAGCUCGAGAUCCUUUACACAAAGUUUAGCUCGGCUAUGGACUUGGUGUCCGACAAAACAAUGCGGCUGGAGGAGAUGGAGCAGACGCUGAACGAUUUGCAGAACGUAGAGCAUCGCAACAAACAACUCGAGAAGCAGGUUGCUCAGCUGCAGCAGGAAAAGUCGGAUUUGUCAGCUGCUGUCCGUCGUUGCAAAAAUGACAUGAAAGAGAAGAUGAUUGCGGUGCAGAAGCAGCUUGAUGGGGUGAAAGAAUCGGAGUAUCAGCAAAAGCAGCGUGUAAGCGAAUUGGACAUUGAGGUUAGAGAGCUAAAGGUACAGAAUCAAGCUCUGACAAAGCAGCAGAUCAACUGCUCGUAUGAUGGCGCUCGACAACUGCCCAAGGAAAAUGAUAAGCCAUGCACGGAUAUGGUUGACGACUUGGUGAUCCAAGUCGCUGAAAAGGAAGCGCUGCAGAUGUUUGUGCAACGUUACUACACUGCCGCAGAAGAAAAGUGCAAUGGAUUAUUGAAGAGGGUGAGCCAAUUUGAGUUGGAGAAAGCACAGCAAAGUCAAUUGCGGACCGAAUCGACACGCAGUGAUUCCAGUAGGUGUGCACACAUCGAAAACAAUGACGACACCUCUGUACGCAAUGCCGGGACCACGUCAGAAGACUCGACAUGA